This is a messenger RNA of Symbiodinium sp. CCMP2592, 1179 nucleotides long. The record is from the annotation of a GenBank genome assembly. Lineage: Eukaryota; Dinophyceae; Suessiales; Symbiodiniaceae.
AUGGCCACGAUAUCGAUAUCCUGCCUCUCAGGGUGUGCGACGAUCCCUGGCCUCCAGAGCCGCCCUCGGGUCCAGGUCAUCCCUACGACAAGGAGGGAAAGGCAGAAGGGCUCCUUGCACUGGCGAUCCCACCAAGCCAAAUCUAUGUGGAUUGCAGGGGAAAGGAUGCGCGCUGGAUCGCUGCCAGAAUCGCGGAGAAGCUGUGCCAAAAGCCUGCAGAGGAAGCCAAAGCCACCGGUGCAAAGGAAGCAGCGCCAGGGUGCAGAUGCUGGCGGCGCCUCGUCAUCGACCCUUGCCGGGCCCAUCGCCACAGCACUGCGAAAAGGCAAGACCGGCGGCAAGGACUCUGCGGCAUCUACUGCGGAUGCAGCGGCCACAGCAGAGCCGAAGGCUGCAGGCUUUCUCCCGUCACCACCUACCGCAGCAUCCACUGGGCCGGAAGCCAAGGGUGCGCAUCCUGGCGCCUCGUCAUCGACCCCGCAAGGGCCCAUCGCCGCAGCGCUGCCGAAAGGCAUGGCCGGCAGCAAGGACCUUGCGGCGUCUGUUGCGGAUGCAGCAGCAACAGCAGAACCGAAGGCCCAGGGCUCCGGUGAAGAAGCCAAGGCCCUGGUCCCGAGCGCUUCGCCCAGCCCCGCAGAUGUCAAAGAAGCCGAGGCAUUCUGGGACCUGGGCCGAAAAGGCGGGGGCGAGCGCAACGGCCAGAGCUACUCAAAGAAGGCCUGCUUUCUCAAGGUCUUGGAGCUCAACGAGAACUAUGCGAAUGCGUGGUGCAGCCUCGGUGCCUGCUGCGGUGGAACCGUGAAGGGCCAGGUUUAUGACGCAAAGGCCUGCUACGUGAAGGCAGUGGAGGUGGAUGAGAACGAUGCGAUUGCAUGGUGCAACCUGGGUCUCAAAGGCGGUGGAGCCGUGAAGGGCCAGGCUUAUGACGACAAGGCCUGCUACGUGAAGACGCUGGAGCUCGAUGAGACCUAUGCGCUUGCGUGGUGCAACCUGGGUCUCAAAGGCGGUGGAGCCGUGAAGGGCCAGUCUUAUGACGCAAAGGACUGCUUCGUGAGGGUUCUGGAGUUGAACGAAAACGAUGCCGAUGCCUGGCGAAAGCUGGGUGACGCUGGCGGGGGGACCGUGCGCGGCACCCACUACGGCCCAGACGAUUGCAAAGCCAAAGCCCAAGGGAAGUAA